Aphidius gifuensis is the source of this 875-nucleotide messenger RNA. RefSeq names its product CXXC motif containing zinc binding protein. NCBI's taxonomy places the organism in Eukaryota, Metazoa, Arthropoda, Insecta, Hymenoptera, Braconidae. The coding region runs from base 74 to 553 and encodes 159 amino acids. Gene Ontology annotation, molecular function: zinc ion binding. The record is from RefSeq and is a predicted model, not a curated record. The transcript has a single exon.
UCAAAACAAUAAUAUGAAACAAUAGUGUCAAGAAAAUUAAUUAUUAAACAUAAAAAAACACUAAUAAAUUAACAUGGUAAAAAUAUCAUUAUCAAUAAAAGCAAGUCUCAAUUGCAUAAGUGAAUUAAAACCAUCAGGAAAUGAUUUUCGUUGGUGUUUAAAAUUAACAUGCUCCAACUGUGGUGAAUCAUCUGACAAAUGGAAUUAUUUAUCAUUGAGUGAAGAAGUGUCUCUUCCUCAUGGCCAAGUACAUUUUACAAUUAAAUGUAAACUCUGUUCAAGAAUCAACACUGUAACAAUAAUUGCUGAUUCAAUAAAACCAUACCUAGAAGAGGAUCAAGAUAAAUUCAAGGCAAUUGUUACUUUUGAUUGUCGAGGUGUUGAACCAUCUGAUUUUAGUGCCAGGGAAGGAUGGACAGCCUGUACAACUGAUGAUGGAAAAAUCUUUCAAGAUGUUGACUUGUCUGAAGGUGAAUGGUCUGAUUAUUGUGACAAAACAAAUCAACCAGUUAUGAUUGAUGGAAUUGAACAUAAAUUUGAUAGAGUUAAAUAAAUUAUCAGCUAAUGUAAAUUUUUUUGGUACAAUAAAUUGUUUAACAACGACAUAAUAUAAUUUAUUCAUAAUCAUAUAUAAAAAAAAUCAUCAUUUGAUGAACAAUUUGAUACAGAGACAUGUAAAUUAUUUUCAACAAUUCUUUGGUUGUUUUAAUUAUUAUACCCUGCACAAUUCACCAUGUGACUUUAUUAAAAAUUAAAUAAUUACUUUAAUUAUUUAUUGUAAAUUAUAAUCAUCUUUGUUCUGUUUUUUUUUUUAUUUUUAAAUAUGGAAUGUGUUUAAGACAAUAAUAUAGUCAACGAAACAAUUAUUUUUGCCA